Desarmillaria tabescens is the source of this 981-nucleotide messenger RNA. RefSeq lists its product as uncharacterized. The record is from RefSeq and is a predicted model, not a curated record. Bases 1 to 981 code for a protein of 326 amino acids. Lineage: Eukaryota; Fungi; Basidiomycota; Agaricomycetes; Agaricales; Physalacriaceae. The transcript is spliced from 7 exons.
AUGCUCGAGUUGGAUUUUAGCGACGAUUCAGCAAGUCCAUCAAAUGCAAUGUCACCUCUCUCCGAAAUAGCGCUCUUGGAGCCGUUCACUCUUUCCACGUAUCCUGAAGAUCAUUCCCUAGUCUUUUACUCUUUGAAGAAUACCCAGUUAAUCUGCAUGAGCCGCAUACAGCCAAUCCUGGGCUCACCCACCACCGUUGACAGAUACGUCUCGGAUCCUGACACCAUAGAGGAUUAUAGGAAAAUUGUUGAGCGAUCUAUGGAAGAAUGGGUGUUAACUGAGAUUAGUAACUCAGAGAAACUAUACCUCCUCCAUGGUCGCAAGGAGCCAAGGAAGGGAAAGGCACCAGUGCAGCACAGAGACGCCCUUGUCUCGAUUGUACUAUCGACACACAAGCUAGCGGUGGAACAACUAAGAUGGACUACACCCACUACUGAGCGUGAAUGGCGGACGUCGAGACCCCCGAACAUGUAUUAUUUCGUUGCGUCGGAGACGAAAACAGUGACGACGAACUGGGGACAGAUGAAGAGAAGGCGAUGGUGCUACCGAUGUACCGACCUUAACGAGGGACUGCAGAUGGCAGUCCUGGAGGCCUUCAACUGGACUCUAGGUUCUAUCCAGCAACUUAAAGUUGACCGUGAGCUCGGCCUUUGGUUCGGUUGGGGGUAUCAGUGGAUAAUUAACCAACAUGCCAAAUUGGAUGGCCGUGUUAAGAUCACUAUUGAUUCGUCAGAAUCCGAGAAGAACAAGAAGCAAAACUCGUUUGCUGCCACCUGGGCGGGUGAAUUCUUCGUGGGCAUACUUGAGAUAUUCAAUGGACAUUCCACUGCGGUGAGGCAUGGCAAAGCCUUUACCACGAAGCUGGGGUGGGCAAGUGCUGUUCAAUACGUAUGGCUGGAAAGGGAGGGCGAACAAAGCAUUGGACAAUGUGUCAUCGAUAACCUGGAUAACAUGGAGAACUACGAGCAUAAAUGGUGUUAG